AUGGAACCGGAGGAAAGUAGGCCAUUCUUGGAUGGUAUACCUUUCAAGAGUAUUACGGUUGAGAUGUCGGCGGAGAUUGAAAGACCCUUUACGAAGAAUGAAAUUAGGGAGGCAAUUUCGAAAUGUGGAGUUGAUAAAAGCACGGAGUGCUUUUGUGCCGAAAGACAAUUUUUGGAUGGUGUGUUGGUGGCUAACGAAGUCGUGGAUUAUGCAAGAAAGGAGGGUAAGAAUGGUUUGUUAUUUAAAGUGGAUUUCGAGAAGGCCUAUGAUAAGGUUAAUUGGAAUUUUUUGCGUUAUAUGAUGAAUAGCAUGGGGUUUGGUAGGAGAUGGUUAUUAUGGAUGGACUUGUUGGUGUUUAAUAGUAAUAUGUCGGUGCCUGUGAACAGGAGCCCCACUAAAGAAUUCGGUGUUGGAAGAGGGUUGAGACAAGGAGAUCCUCUUUCUCCUUUUCUCUUUGUUUUGGUGACGGGAGGUUUUUCGGGGAUUGUGGGAAGAUCUAUUGAAGUAGGGGAAUUUUGUAGAUUUGAUAUGAAAAGAUCGUGUUGGGUGGAUUUGUUACAAUUUGCGGAUGAUACUUUAAUUGUGGGGGAGGGGACUUGGAAGCAUGUGUGGGCGAUUAAGGAGAUUCUUAGAGCUUUUGAAAUUGUUUCGGGUCUUGGCAUAAACUAUCACAAGAGCAAGUUGAUUGGAAUAAAUGCCCAGUACGGGGAUUUAUCUUCUCUUGUAUAUAGUGAAGGUAAUUGCACAAAAUACUCUUCUUUUUCUAAUUGGUGGAGGGAUAUUGUUUAUAUUGGAAAUUUUUUUUCUAGGGACCCCAUUGUUAAGUGUUAUCUUUUUUAUGUUCAUAAUGGGUAUACAACACCUUUUUGGGAAUCUUGUUGGUUGAGUGAAGAGGCUUUGAAGAAUGUUUUUCCGGAAUUAUUUGAAGCUUCUUGCCUUAAAGGAGUUUCGGUUGGGCCGAAGGGAAGAAAUGGGGCGGAUGCGGUUUCAUGGACUUUUGGUAUUGACACGACGUUCACAGUGGCUUCGUGCUACCAAUUUAACUUGAUGGAUUUUAUUCCUUAUGGUCCUGUUAACAAGCAUGAUGAGGCGUUUGGCAUCCUUUGGAAAGCGGAGGUGCCUUUCAAAAUAAAGGCAUUUGGAUGGAGACUAUUUCUUGAUAGACUUCCCACUAAGGAGCUUUUGAUGUAUAGAGGUAUUCCUAUUUCUUUAGAUAAUCUUAAGUGUGUUUUUUGUGGUUUUUGUGUAGAAAAUAGGAACCACUCUUUUUUGCGUGUAAUAUGGUGA
This is a messenger RNA of Vicia villosa (hairy vetch), 1287 nucleotides long. RefSeq lists its product as uncharacterized. The transcript has 3 exons. Lineage: Eukaryota; Viridiplantae; Streptophyta; Magnoliopsida; Fabales; Fabaceae. The coding region runs from base 1 to 1287 and encodes 428 amino acids. The record is from RefSeq and is a predicted model, not a curated record.